AUGCACGCCAACUUAUUCACUGCAACAACAGCAGCAGCAACGACAGAGGAGGAGGAGGAGGAAGAACAAGAGGGGGAUGAGGAACUUACGUGGAGGCACAGUGGAGACAUAGAGAGCGCACAAGGAUAG
Eimeria mitis is the source of this 129-nucleotide messenger RNA. RefSeq lists its product as uncharacterized. The coding region runs from base 1 to 129 and encodes 42 amino acids. The transcript has 2 exons. NCBI's taxonomy places the organism in Eukaryota, Apicomplexa, Conoidasida, Eucoccidiorida, Eimeriidae. The record is from RefSeq and is a predicted model, not a curated record.